UGGAAUUCAGUACGAAUCCAGGCAAAGCUUUUGCAUUGGUAGUUAGAUACAGAAACAAUGAGUCAGACAAGAAUGGGAUCUUUUGUGGUCCGAUUUAUUCUGCCACUUCUGGUGCUAAAGAUUUGCAUAGCAAAGGGUCAAGUCACACCGAAUGUAAUUUGUCCUCAAAUACAAGUGGGCGAGGACGAUCUACCAGGUUUUGACAUUAUAUCUCAAUUCCACUUGGAUCGAGGAGAACUCGUGCCUGGUGUUUCAAAGGUGAACGGGUCGUCCGAAUAUCAAGUGGCUUACAGACUAAGUCGUUCCGCUUCACUCAGUAUACCGACAAGGUAAAACAAAAACAAUUUGC
Ciona intestinalis (vase tunicate) is the source of this 349-nucleotide messenger RNA. The record is from RefSeq and is a predicted model, not a curated record. NCBI's taxonomy places the organism in Eukaryota, Metazoa, Chordata, Ascidiacea, Phlebobranchia, Cionidae.